AUGUGGGGAUUCUUGCAAGCCGUAUUACUUAUCGUUAACUCUCUGGCAAUCCUUAAUGAAGAGCGCUUUCUAGUUCCUUACGGCUGGGGUUUCCAGGAGAUGUCCAGUGGCAGAAUAUCCCCUUUGAAAGCGCAGAUUAUCGGACUACUUCAUGCAGUGCAAUACCUACGAGUGCCUUUGAUAGCCCUUUCCAGAGACAGGGAUACUCGCCUGAGUGCCCAGAGCAAUGUGUUUUUACAGCAGAAAGAAGACGUUGCUGCUGUAAGCCAAUUCGGCAACUGUGUAGUUACCACCAAUACUGACUAG
This is a messenger RNA of Closterium sp. NIES-65, 306 nucleotides long. The record is from the annotation of a GenBank genome assembly. Lineage: Eukaryota; Viridiplantae; Streptophyta; Zygnematophyceae; Desmidiales; Closteriaceae.